UGUCCGUGCUUUUGCUGUCUGUUUCUCUCCCCUCCCAUGCAUAAAAUUCAACGAUUUAAAUUCCAUUUCUCCAAAAUACCCUCUGAACCCGCUAAAUCUACCCCAAAACUAUAAGGUAGUACCGUAAUUUUUCUGCAAUAAUAAGGGUAUUUUAGUCACAAAAGAUCAGAAUCCUGCCUUUCCGUAUUUUCGAGCGUUAGAAGUUCCCCUCUCCAACGGUCCAAGGACCCAACUUUCCCUCUGAAAUUUCCUUUUCUUUUUCUUUUCCAUUUUCUUUCCAAUUUUCUCGCGAAACAAACUGGGAAAAACCUCGUAAACCCCUUGGGAGAGAGUAUAGGAGGAGGAGCUGAGUAUAUACUGACGACGACGACGGUGAAGGAAAUGAUGGUAAUGAUUCAAACAGCGGUGGAGGUUUUGGUGCCGUCUUGGUGGGAGGUGAAGGUGACGGUCGCGGCUUCGCUGUUCAUGAUCUUCGCCUACUGGUUUUUCUCGAAUAAAAUGGACGAUUUGGGCCUUGAUCGAACGAGUGUGGAGAUUGCUUCGACUCAGGCCAUGGAUGACGAGGAAAAGUUCUGCACUUAUUUUGUAGAUAGCCCAAAUGAAUGGAGAUUCUGAAACUGAUUCUGCAUAUUUAAUUAAGUUGGAAUUGUUGGCAGCUAAGAAUCUUAUCGGUGCGAACUUAAAUGGCACAUCAGAUCCUUAUGCUAUGAUCACUUGUGGUUCAGAAAAGCGGUUCAGUUCAAUGGUCCCAGGUUCUAGAAAUCCCAUGUGGGGAGAGGAGUUCGAUUUUUCUGUUGAUGAGCUUCCUGUCCAGCAGAUUACUGUGACAAUAUAUGACUGGGAUAUAAUUUGGAAAAGUGCUAUUCUUGGUUCAGUGACUGUCACAGUUGAAAAUGAUGGUCAAACUGGUGCCGUAUGGUAUGCGUUAGAUAGCCCUUCUGGGCAGGUUUGUCUUCAUAUUAAAACAGUAAAGCUCUCUGGAAGUUCUUGCAGGGUCAUGAAUGGGUAUGCUGGUGCUAAUCCUAGAAGAAGAGCUUCUUAUGAUAAACAAGGGCCAACAGUGGUUCAUCAGAAGCCAGGGCCUCUGCAAACAAUAUUUAACCUCCUUCCAGAUGAGGUUGUCGAACGUAAAUACUCAUGUGCACUCGAGAGGUCAUUCUUGUAUCAUGGCCGUAUGUACGUCUCUGCAUGGCACAUAUGCUUCCAUUCUAAUGUGUUCUCAAAGCAAAUAAAGGUGAUUAUACCAUUGGGAGAUAUUGAUGAGAUACGUAGGAGUCAGCAUGCAUUCAUUAAUCCUGCCAUAACUAUUAUUCUUCGUAUGGGUGCUGGUGGGCAUGGUGUACCUCCUCUAGGGAGCCCUGAUGGUAGAGUCAGAUAUAAAUUUGCAUCAUUUUGGAACAGGAAUCAUGCAUUGAGAGCAUUGCAACGGGCAGUAAAAAACUACCAUGCAAUGUUAGAAGUUGAGAAGAAGGAGAGGGCAGAGUCAGCACUGCGUGCACAUAGUAGUUCUACCAGAGGUAGUAAGAGACAGUCUAAGGUACCUCAAGACAAUGUGUUGAAACCUGAAAAGAUUCAAGCAUUUAUUAAGGAGGAGGUUCUUCUUGGUAUACAUAAUAGUGUUUUCCCUUGCACAGCGGAACAGUUCUUUACUCUAAUUUUGAGUGAUGAUUCUAGUUUUACAAAGGAGUAUCGCUCAAUGCGAAAAGAUACUAAUCUUAAUAUUGGACAGUGGCAUGCGGCAGAUGAAUAUGAUGGCCAAGUAAGAGAGAUAACAUUUAGAUGUCUCUGUAACAAUCCCAUGUGUCCCCCUGACACAGGCAUCACAGAGUAUCAGCAUGCGGUUCUAUCACCAGAUAAGAAAACACUUGUUUUUGAGACUGUACAACAGGCGCAUGAUGUUCCAUUUGGAUCUUACUUUGAGGUUCACUGUCGGUGGCGUCUUGAGACCAAUUCUGAAAGCACAUGUACUAUAGAUAUCAAAGUGGGCGCACAUUUUAAGAAAUGGUGUGUGAUGCAAUCCAAAAUCAAGUCAGGUACUGUUAGUGAGAACGAGAAAGAGUUGGGAGCGAUGUUAGAUCUGGCUCGAUCUUAUGUCAAGUCGCGUACUUCUGAUAGUGAGACAAACAAGCUGUUGCCAUCACCAUCGUCAUCACUAUCGCCACCACCCUCAUCCACUGUCACACAAGAUUUAUAACUAAUGUUGUCUGCAUAUAUUUUUUGGUUCAGUGCUGUUGUAGUGUUCUCUUGCAGCCGGCCUCAAUUUGCUCUCUGCAUAGAAACAGUGUGCUGCUGUAAUUUGUUCUAAUGUUAUAGCAAUUUCUUUUUCUACA
Messenger RNA from Mangifera indica (mango), 2330 nucleotides. RefSeq names its product BAG-associated GRAM protein 1-like. NCBI's taxonomy places the organism in Eukaryota, Viridiplantae, Streptophyta, Magnoliopsida, Sapindales, Anacardiaceae. The transcript has 18 exons. The coding region runs from base 599 to 2194 and encodes 531 amino acids. The record is from RefSeq and is a predicted model, not a curated record.